Messenger RNA from Elaeis guineensis (African oil palm), 1181 nucleotides. RefSeq lists its product as uncharacterized. Lineage: Eukaryota; Viridiplantae; Streptophyta; Magnoliopsida; Arecales; Arecaceae. The record is from RefSeq and is a predicted model, not a curated record.
CUGUUUCAGUUUAGCCUUCUACCUCGCCGUAUAGAGUGAGAUACCGGAGGCUUCGGAUCGCCGGUGAUGUCGAUGAUGGAGGACGUCGCGGCGGGGAGAUCUCCUGCGAUGCGCCCGCCGUGGAGCGACCUGGAGGGUAGGGUCGUGAUGGUCACCGGCGCCUCCUCUGGCAUUGGCCGCGAUUUUUGUGUCAAUCUCGCCAAGGCCGGCUGCCGGAUCGUCGCGGCCGCCCGGAGGACCGACCGACUGAGGUCCCUCUGCGAGGAGAUCAACGGCGGGUCGGGGUCGUCGUCGGCUUCGUUGGCUCGGCUGCCCUCCUCCGUCCGGGCGGUGGCAGUCGAGCUCGAUGUGAGCGCCGGAAGCGCCGCUAUCGAGGCCUCCGUGCAGAAGGCUUGGGAGGCAUUUGGUCGGAUCGAUGCCUUGGUGAAUAACGCCGGGGUCAGAGGUGGUGUAUAUUCUCCACUAGAUUGGUCUGAAGAGGAAUGGAAUCAUAUUAUCACAACUAAUUUGACUGGAUUGUGGCUGGUAUCCAAAUAUGUAUGCAGACAAAUGCGUGAUGCAAAACAGAAAGGUUCGGUAAUCAAUAUUUCAUCUAUCGGUGGUAUUAAUCGCGGACAGCUGCCUGGAGGAAUUGCCUAUACCGCAUCAAAAGCAGGUGUAAAUGCUAUUACUAAGGUUAUGGCCUUGGAGCUGGGAGUACAUAACAUUAGGGUCAACUCUAUAGCACCUGGACUGUUUAGUUCUGAGAUUACGGCAGGUCUUAUGCAGAGAAAAUGGCUCAAUGAUGUGGCUAAAAAGACUGUUCCACUACAGACAUAUGGAACAUCGGAUCCGGCAUUGACAUCACUUGUUCGUUAUCUGAUUCAUGAUUCAUCAGAGUAUGUGACGGGCAACAUUUUCAUUGUUGAUGCAGGUGUCACCCUACCUGGCAUUCCCAUUUUUUCUUCCCUUUGAUCUUUAAAUAAUGAUUCAUUGGAUUUGGGUCUAAAUAAGCUGGUAUACCUGUGGCGGAACUCCAUGGGUCUCUUAUGGUUAAUUUAAGCAUAUCAAUAUGUAGUCAGUUAACCAGUUUAUAGUGUAAUUGCAUGGCCAUAUCUAUAUUGAACGGGUAAUCAAAUUUAUGGUGUUACCAUUGCCCUCCUCUCUGACAGCAGGAUGAAAUUGCAGAUCUUAGUUUUAAA